CUGGCAAUGUUGAACAGCACUGAUGACGUUUUUUCACGCGUUGUAUUUUUUUAAAGCAUAUUUGAUGUGGAAAAUUUAAGCAUUUGCAAAAUGCAAAAGCAUAAAACAAGCAAAUAACACACAGCGGGGGCCGAGUGUAGCAGUCGAGUCAAACAACAGCACAAAGAAUACGCAAGUGACCCUCACCCUUCAUCACAGGACAGAGUAUAAUAUUAAUUAAGAAGAAGAAGGCAAUAAAAACAACUGUAAGACGACCUUGGAGUUUGCAUACAAUAUGCAAAGUAACUCCACGAAAACCAAGGAAAUGUUUAUUGUGCGUGCUUUAGAAAAAAUCCUUGCCGAUAAGGACAUACGGCGUUCACAUCACUCGCAGCUGAAAAAGUCGUGCGACACAGCGCUUGAACAAAUUAAAGCGGAGCUCAUAAAUGCGGGUCAAAUCGCUGAGGGCAAUGAGCUGCCUUGCGCGGCAUUGCCGCUGCCCAAAAAUGACGCGGCAAGCAUUAUUAAUGCGGAAACGUAUUUCCUGCCCUUCGAGCUAGCCUGCAAGAGCCGAUCGCCGCGCAUUGUGGUCACAGCAUUGGAUUGCCUGCAGAAGCUUAUCGCUUAUGGCCAUUUGACGGGGGCCAUCCAGGACUCGGCCAAUCCGGGUCAUCUACUGAUCGAUCGCAUUGUUAUCACAAUCUAUGGCUGCUUCAAUGGUCCCCAAACCGACGAGGGCGUCCAGUUGCAGAUCAUCAAGGCCUUGCUCACCGUUGUUACUUCGCAACAUGUGGAGAUUCACGAGUUUACGCUUUUGCAAGCGGUUCGCACUUGCUAUGACAUCUACUUAUCCAGCAGGAAUUUGGUCAACCAAACAACGGCACGAGCCACACUAACCCAAAUGUUAAAUGUCAUAUUUGCACGUAUGGAGAAUCAAGUGUACGAGGUGGCACCAACGCCAACGACGACGGCGGCUCCAAAUGGAAACAUCAAUAGCCCCAAAAGCAACGGAGAAGAAAUGUCGCCGGCAGUAGAAGGAUCGGGAUCGGACACUGAUGAAGUAAUUGCCUCUGAGCUGCUGGCUGAGAUUAUAACAGCUGCCUUUAAUGAGGCAAUGAAGGAACAGAGCCAAGAUUUGCCGUCCGAUCUGCCGGAGGUGGAACCGUCUGUCAAUGGUAAUGGUUCCGUCGACUCUUCGCACUCGGAUCACGACAGUGUAGAGCUGCACAGCGAGAAUGAUGCAAUAGUAACGGCUAAAUUUACUCACAUUCUGCAAAAGGAUGCAUUUUUGGUAUUCCGGGCAUUGUGUAAACUAUCAAUGAAGCCGUUGCCCGAGGGUCAGCCGGAUCCAAAGUCGCAUGAGCUGCGUUCCAAGGUAUUAUCGCUGCAUCUUUUGCUGCUGAUACUACAAAAUGCUGGACCAGUCUUCCGCUCCAACGAAAUGUUCAUUAUGGCCAUUAAGCAGUACCUGUGCGUUGCACUCUCCAACAAUGGAGUAAGCCUGGUGGCCGAGGUCUUUGAGUUGUCGCUAUCCAUAUUUGUGGCGCUGCUGUCGAACUUUAAGGUGCAUCUUAAGCGUCAGAUUGAGGUCUUCUUCAAGGAGAUUUUCCUUAACAUUCUGGAGGCCAGUUCAAGUUCUUUCGAACACAAGUGGAUGGUCAUACAGGCGCUAACCCGCAUCUGUGCUGAUGCACAGUCAGUGGUGGACAUAUAUGUGAACUACGACUGUGAUUUCUCGGCUGCCAAUCUGUUUGAAAGACUCGUCAACGAUCUUUCAAAGAUUGCCCAAGGUCGACAAGCACUGGAACUUGGAGCUAAUCCGAUGCAGGAGAAGUCAAUGCGUAUACGCGGCUUGGAGUGCCUCGUCUCCAUACUAAAGUGUAUGGUCGAAUGGAGUAAGGAUCUGUACGUCAAUCCCAACAUGCCUGCUUCUGCCUUGCAGGUGCAAUCACUACAGUCACCAACACAGGACACACAGGUUGCCGACAAUGUGGACGCGCUCUCCGCGCUUAAUUCCAGCCUUCGUUCGACGCACGGAGGCUCCAGUCAUAGCCUUAACUCGUAUGGCAGUGCCAAGAAUCAAGAGCUACUGGACUUGCCAGAGGCGCUGGAAGAGCGCAAGAUGCGCAAGGAGGUGAUGGAGACGGGCAUUGAGCUGUUUAACCGGAAGCCACAGAAGGGUGUCCAGUUUUUGCAGGAGAAGCAGCUUCUGGGUAACACCUGUCAAGACAUUGCCCGAUGGCUGCAUGAUGACGAGCGUCUAGAUAAGACUGUCAUUGGUAACUAUCUCGGUGAAAAUGAUGAUCACUCCAAGGAGGUGAUGUGCGCCUACAUCGAUGCCUUUGACUUUCGCCAACUGGAGGUGGUUGCAGCUUUGCGUAUUCUUCUCGAAGAAUUCCGACUGCCAGGCGAGGCGCAGAAGAUCGAUCGACUAAUGGAGAAAUUUGCUAGCAGAUAUUGCGAAUGUAAUCCACAGAAUCAGUUAUUCCAAAUGGCUGACACUGUAUAUGUGCUGGCCUUUAGCAUUAUAAUGCUGACAACGGAUCUGCACUCGCCGCAGGUGAAGCACAAGAUGACCAAGGAGCAAUAUAUCAAAAUGAAUCGCGGCAUCAGCGAUAGCAAAGACGAUCUGCCCGAAGAGUACUUAUCGUCUAUAUACGAUGAGAUCGCCGAGCAUGAGAUCAAGAUGAAAAACAAUACAACAAUGCUAAUGGCACCAAAACCGGCAGGAAAACAGCCCUUUAUCACGGAGAAACGACGCAAGCUCCUUUGGAAUAUAGAAAUGGAGGUGAUCUCCUUGACGGCGACCAAUCUGAUGCAGUCAGUUUCCCAUGUCAAAUCGCCAUUUACUUCGGCCAAGCAUUUGGAGCACGUGCGUCCCAUGUUUAAAAUGGCUUGGACACCAUUUUUGGCGGCCUUUUCAGUCGGUCUUCAGGACUGCGAUGAUCCGGAGAUAGCAACAUUAUGUCUGGACGGUAUACGUUGCGCUAUCCGCAUUGCCUGCAUCUUUCAUAUGUCGCUGGAGCGCGAUGCUUACGUUCAGGCAUUAGCACGCUUCACGCUCCUGAACGCCAACUCUCCCAUUAAUGAGAUGAAGGCCAAGAACAUUGACACCAUCAAGACGCUCAUUAUGGUUGCCCAUACGGAUGGCAAUUACCUGGGUAGCAGUUGGUUGGACAUUGUGAAGUGUAUUAGUCAACUGGAGCUGGCGCAGCUAAUUGGAACUGGAGUGCGACCGCAGUUCCUGUCUGGUGCGCAGACCACUCUCAAGGAUACACUUAAUCCAAGCGUCAAGGAGCACAUUGGCGAGACUAGCAGCCAGAGCGUUGUGGUGGCCGUUGAUCGAAUCUUUACCGGAUCCAUGCGACUGGAUGGGGACGCUAUUGUGGACUUUGUAAAGGCCUUGUGCCAAGUGUCGGUCGAUGAGUUGCAACAGACUCAACCACGCAUGUUCUCCUUGCAGAAGAUCGUCGAGAUUAGCUACUAUAACAUGGAACGCAUCCGUUUGCAGUGGUCACGCAUCUGGCAGGUGCUUGGCGAGCAUUUUAAUACUGUUGGUUGCAAUAGCAAUGAGGAGAUUGCAUUCUUUGCGCUAGAUUCACUGCGUCAACUUUCGAUGAAAUUCAUGGAAAAGGGUGAAUUUAGUAACUUUCGGUUCCAGAAGGACUUUCUGCGUCCCUUCGAGCACAUCAUGAAAAAAAACAACUCCCCGGCCAUACGUGACAUGGUGGUGCGCUGCAUCGCCCAGAUGGUAAACUCCCAGGCGCACAACAUUCGCUCCGGAUGGAAGAACAUAUUCUCAAUCUUUCACCUAGCUGCUGGUGAUCAUGAGGAGCCGAUUGUAGAAUUGGCAUUCCAGACAACGGGCAAAAUCAUUGGCGAUCUCUAUCGGCGACAGUUCUCUGUCAUGGUCGACUCUUUCCAGGAUGCCGUCAAGUGCCUGUCGGAAUUUGCGUGCAAUGCCCGCUUUCCGGACACAAGUAUGGAGGCUAUACGUCUGGUGCGUAAUUGCGCCCAAUGCGUUCAUGAUGCUCCUCAGCUGUUUGCGGAGCAUGCGGGUAUGGAAAAUGAUGCCUCUGUUGCAGAGGAGGAUCGCGUGUGGGUUCGCGGUUGGUUUCCCAUGCUCUUCUCACUCUCCUGCGUUGUCAAUCGCUGUAAACUGGAUGUGCGCACGCGCGGAUUGACCGUACUCUUUGAGAUUGUAAAGACACACGGCGAUAGCUUUAAGCCAAACUGGUGGAAGGACCUGUUUAAUGUGAUUUUCCGCAUCUUUGACAACAUGAAGCUGCCGGAACAUGUUACCGAGAAGUCCGAAUGGAUGACAACAACUUGUAAUCAUGCUCUGUAUGCCAUCAUUGAUGUUUUCACGCAAUACUUUGAUGUGUUGGGGCAUCUGCUGCUCGAGGAGCUUUUCGCCCAGCUCCAUUGGUGCGUUCAGCAGAACAAUGAGCAGCUGGCUCGCUCCGGCACCAACUGCCUUGAGAAUCUGGUCAUCUCGAAUGGCUUCAAGUUCAACGAGGUCACUUGGGACAAAACAUGCCAGUGCAUACUGGACAUAUUCAAUGCGACGCUACCUAAGGAGCUGCUGCACUGGCGCCCAACCAAAGGAAACGAACAUCAACAACCACAGCAACCACGCCGCGCCUCAACAAUACAACAUUCCAAUAGCAACAUACAGGAGCCGCCAGUUAUGGCACUGGCGCACAAUCAUUUUGAGGCACUGCACAUCAAGUGUGUGGUGCAACUGGAGCUGAUACAGACGAUGGACAAUAUUGUCUUCUUUCCCGCCACAUCGCGUAAGGAGGACGCUGAGACGCUGGCCCAGGCUGCAGCCGAUAUAAGCGGCAGUCGGGGAGGAUCCACGCAAUCGCAGCAGUUGCAGUUGGAUUGCCAGCGCGAGGAGCAGGGCAUGUAUGGCUAUUUGCGUACCCGGCAACUGUUUACUCUCGCUGAGUGUCUGAUGCAGUCGCAUCGGUUUGCUAAACGCUUCAAUGCCGAUCAGGAUCAGCGUAAUUUGCUGUGGCGUGCCGGCUUUAAGGGAUCUGUUAAGCCCAAUCUGCUCAAGCAGGAGACAGCCUCGUUGGCCUGCGUGCUUCGAAUCUUUUUCAAAAUGUAUGGAGAUGAGAAUCGUCGUAGCGACUGGCCUGGCAUCGAGCAGGAACUGGUGCAGGUAUGCAAGGAGGCACUUGGCUAUUAUCUCAGCUUGCAAAGCGAGGCGCAUCGCGAUGCCUGGACUUCGCUGCUCUUACUCAUAUUGACACGUUUGCUGAAAAUGUCCGACGACAGGUUUGCCACACACGUAUCCAACUAUUACAGCCUGCUCUGCGACAUGAUGUGCUUUGAUCUAAAGCCGGAACUGAGAAGUGUCCUUAGGCGCGUUUUUAUGCGUAUCGGUCCAGUAUUCAAUAUUAUGAGCGUGAAUGUUAAAUAGUCAAGGCGUAUAACUUACCAGCCACGCCCCGUUUGAUGACUCCCCCCUCCCCACACAAAACUACAACUUGCACCCUUUUAGUUACGCGUAUAUAUACAGACUAAAAUUUAUCUUGGCUUUGUUGUUAUGUUAUUUUUUCCCAUUGGCCUCCGUAAGCAGAGUUUAUAUUUUUUAUUAUAUAUUUAUAUACAUAUAUAUACAUAUGCAAUUGUAACGUUUAUAGGUUAAACAAAAUGUUGUUGUUUUAUAUAAUGUUUACGCACACACAUUCACACACAUCAAUAUGUAUGGGUGUGUGCGUGCGUGCACGUGUAAGGCUUUAAUGUGUGUGUGUCAGUUUAUAUACCAAAUGUAUAAACUAAAGUUUUUCGAUUUUGAAUUUGGCAUAAAGAUAAAAAUCCUUGGUGUAACCAUUUAUUUAAUUAAUCACAACUAAAACUAUAUAUUAUGUAGCAUAAAUAUUGAUAAACCUACGCAAAACUUUAGCCUGUAUAUUGCUAGAUUUAAUUUAAAUCAAAUUAUAUAUUUCAAAUAUAUCUAUUACAACAAUAAACCGAUUUAAAUUUUAAA
This is a messenger RNA of Drosophila innubila, 5980 nucleotides long. It is a transcript of the gene Sec71, whose product is annotated as brefeldin A-inhibited guanine nucleotide-exchange protein 1. The record is from RefSeq and is a predicted model, not a curated record. NCBI's taxonomy places the organism in Eukaryota, Metazoa, Arthropoda, Insecta, Diptera, Drosophilidae. The transcript has 5 exons. Bases 275 to 5410 code for a protein of 1711 amino acids. Gene Ontology annotation, molecular function: guanyl-nucleotide exchange factor activity. Gene Ontology annotation, biological process: regulation of ARF protein signal transduction.